AAUGUUUCGAUAAAUUAGAUUUUAUUAUGUGGAAACCUUAUGUGCCAGGUUGUAACCACAAAAAGUAUCUGCAGUUGGUGUGCAGGUCUCUCCGUCUUACUCCCAGACGUAGUUAUGCUGAAACAAAGAUCGUGGAUCUGCCCAUGGGCCGUGUGAAGGGUCGCCGACAGUGUGGCAUUUAUGGCGAUCCGUUCUUCAGUUUUGAGGGCAUUCCCUUUGGCAAACCACCGCUGGCUGAUCUCCGUUUUGUGGCCCCAGAGCCCGCAGAUCCAUGGGAGGGUCAGGAGCUAGAUGCCCAACAGGAAAGGGACAUACCCCUGCAGAUGGAGUUACUUGGAGGCAGCACCAUUGGCAGUGAGGAUUGCCUUUACCUGAAUGUCUACACCAAGCACUUCGAUAAAACAAAGCCUCCUCUUCCCGUCAUGGUCUAUAUCUAUGGUGGUGCCUUUCGCACUGGCGGUGCCACGCGGAAGAAGUACGGCCCGGAUUAUUUGAUGUCCAAGGACAUUGUGUACGUGAUCUUCAACUAUCGGCUGUGCGCUCUCGGAUUUCUCAGUUUGCCCAGCAUCGAAUCGAAUGUCCCCGGCAAUGCGGGACUGCACGAUCAACUGCUGGCUCUCAAGUGGAUCAAACAGCAUAUUCAGCACUUCAAUGGCGAUCCGGAGAACAUCACGCUUUUCGGCGAGAGCGCAGGGGCUGUGGGGGUGCAUUUCAUGAUGUGCCUGCCGCAGGCCAAGUGCCUCUUCCAUAAGGCCAUUAUGAUGUCUGGCUCGAUGCUGAAUCCGUGGGCACAGAUCCCGGGUCGAGCCAGUUUGUACUGCCAAUUGGCACUGGCUGCUGGCUAUGUGGGACCACGCAGGGAGAAGGAUAUGCUGCGGUACCUUCGCUGGGUGGAGGCCAAGAAAUUGGUGCAGUACGCUCUUAAUGCCUACACCUUUCACGAUCGAUGCUCUGGCUUUCUCUAUCCGUUUGUGCCGGGCGUGGAAGAGGCCCAGUGUGAGAGGGGUCUGGUCCAGAAGCCAUAUCUGGACAUGAUGAGGGAUGCCUGGUCCACAGAGGUUCCCCUGUUGCUGGGCGGCACCUCCUUCGAAGGAUUGGUCUUCUAUCCCUUCUGCAAGCUGAGCAAUGGCAUUAUGCUGGAUUACCUCAAACAGGAACCAUCAAUGGUGCUGCCCAAUGAACUGUUUCUCACGAUGUCCGAAGAGGUGCGCAAGGCUAGUGCUAAGGAACUAGUCAAAUAUCACUAUGGACCCCAAGGGAUAACCAAACAGAAUGUGAUGCAGACUCUGGAUCUCUUCAGCUACAAACUCUUCUGGCAUGGUAUACAUCGCGUUGUACGCUCUCGCUUGGCCCAUGCCCAGGCCCCCACCUAUCUGUACCGCUUCGACUUUGAUUCCUCGAGUUUUAAUCUAAUGCGAAAUCGCUUAUGCGGCGAUGACAUCAAGCGGGGUGUCUGUCAUGCCGAUGACAUGGGCUAUGUGUUUCACAAGAAGGGCGUACAGAAACUGCCCUUGGACUCUGCUGAAUAUCUCACUAUACAAAGGAUGGUGGGCAUUCUGACAGCCUUUGCGAAGACUGGAGAUCCUAAUUGUGCCGAAACGAAGUCGGAGCCCUGGUCACCCCUCACCGAAAAGAUGCCCUACAAGGCUAUGAAUAUAGGAUAUCAGCUAGAGUUUAUAACGCAGUACGAAAAGGAUGGCCUGGAGGUGUGGAAUCGUCUAUAUGAUAAUAAGGCUAAACUUUAUGGUGCCUGAAUAAAUGUGUUCCUAAAAGUAUUCUACUUCUGAGAGGCAAUGCGGGCCACAAUUUACCAAUAAUUUGUGCUAAAAAUCGUACUAACAAAUUUCUGUAAAAUGAUCUACAAUGUCCCAUCAAAAUUUC
Messenger RNA from Drosophila persimilis, 1881 nucleotides. Its product is annotated as esterase B1. Bases 27 to 1754 code for a protein of 575 amino acids. The transcript is spliced from 3 exons. NCBI's taxonomy places the organism in Eukaryota, Metazoa, Arthropoda, Insecta, Diptera, Drosophilidae. The record is from RefSeq and is a predicted model, not a curated record.